GAUUUAUCUUGUUACGAGCCCUAUACGAUUGAUUUAAAUCUACUCAACUGCAUUGCUGGUGUUUCUUCUAAUAUUAGAUCAUUAUCAAUCGAUAGUAAGAUAUAUAUACAUUAUGAUGAAGGUUUAAUCGAUCUCAUCCAAAAUCAGAAUAAUCUUACUUCCUUGAGUAUGACUAACAUCUCCUAUGGAUUAUGGUUAAGAAUUGCUAAUGUUUUCACUUCCGGACAUUCUACCUCUUUAACUCAUCUUUAUUUGAAAUCAUUUGACACUUGUUUUCCUGUAUUGGGUAUUUCUGAAUUACGAAAUUUAAGAUCUUUGAUUAUAACUUGUCAUGAAGUUGAUUGGUCUGGUAUAGCUACCGCUUGCUUUCCAUUUCUAGAAAUUUUAGAAUUUGGGAGAUAUUUUCCUUCCUUGACAAUCUUGGCUUCAAUAAUUUCUAGAACAAAUAAGUUGCUCAAAAGGAUUUAUUUAAGCAAUUAUCUAUGCUCUGAUCCUGAGAAUUCUGCCUUACUAUUUCAUGCUAUCAUAGGUUUUUGCCCAAACCUUAGAUAUCUUAGUAUUCCUUUCAACUCUAUUUCCGAUGAAACUCUUGAAAACAUUCGUCGUCUAUUGGAUUCAUGUCUUCAUUUAGAAGGUUUCUCUUUACGUGCUCAAAUUUCCGUUCGGGAUUCAAUAGAAUAUGAUAAACGUUUACUUGAUGGUGAUAUCCUCUUUAAUCUCUUUAUUAAUCAUGCGCCAACUACUUUAUGUAAUAUCAAGUUUGAUUACUCGGAAGAUGAAUAUGAAACCGCUUUGACAUUUAGUUACACUGCAGUUAAAUCAUUUUUAAUGAAUUGGGAGAAUCAAAAAAGAUUAAAACUUGGACUUUCUAUAGUUAUCGAAGAUUUUGAAAUGCGUACUCAUGAAUUACAUGCUAUAGAAGAUAUGCUUUAUGAAUAUCGUGUUAAAGGCGUUCUUGAAACAU
Molecule: messenger RNA, 964 nt
Organism: Racocetra persica
Lineage: Eukaryota; Fungi; Glomeromycota; Glomeromycetes; Diversisporales; Gigasporaceae
Source: the annotation of a GenBank genome assembly